Patiria miniata (bat star) is the source of this 1101-nucleotide messenger RNA. RefSeq lists its product as uncharacterized. The record is from RefSeq and is a predicted model, not a curated record. Bases 1 to 1101 code for a protein of 366 amino acids. NCBI's taxonomy places the organism in Eukaryota, Metazoa, Echinodermata, Asteroidea, Valvatida, Asterinidae. The transcript has 8 exons.
AUGCCGGGGGAAGAUGACACUGAUCCACAUCCUUGGUGGCUGCUGGACCUAGGUAGCAAUCACAACUUGAGUAGAAUCAACGUCACUCUCCGAGAGGAUAGCGGGGGUUUUCGUUUCAUCGGGGCGAUAGUGCGAGCCGGACUGAGCCCCAACUUCACCGAGAACCUGCCGUGCGGCUCACCGGCUACCAGCGAACAGUCUAAGAAUGGAGCCGAGAUCACGUUCCUGUGCGAGCCACCGCAGACGGCCAGGUACGUCAGUGUGGACAUCGAUACUUCCAUGCCCGGUGUAGAUGCGGAUCAGGCAUAUCUGCAACUUGCCGAGGUGGCGGUGGACAAGUUCACGUCUGGAGAGGGUGCUGCCCUCCCUGUUUAUGGGAAAAGUACAUCACAGAGCACAACAUGGGACUCGCACCCUUCUUAUAAGGCCGUCGAUGGAGAGACAUAUACCUACACGCACACCGAUGUUAAUGAUCCCCAUCCUUGGUGGCUGCUUGACCUAGGUAGCAAGCACUGCUUGGGUAGAAUCAACGUCACUCUCCGAACGGAUGGAUGGGGUUUUCGUUUCAUCGGGGCGAUAGUGCGAGCCGGACUGAGCCCCAACUUCGCCGAGAACCUGCCGUGCGGCUCACCAGCUACCAGCCAACAGUCCAGGGAGGGAGCCAAGAUCCCGUUCCUGUGCGAGCCACCGCGGCUUGCUUGGUAUGUCAGCUUGGACAUCAAUACUUCCAUGCCCGGUGUAGAUGCGGCACAUGCAUUUCUGCAACUUGCCGAGGUGGCUGUGGAAGAGUACACGUCUGGAGAGUGUGCUGCUCCUGGUUAUUUGGGAUGUUUUGGGGACGCAAAAAAUCGUUCCCUAACGGUCGGUCCAGCACUAGAUCACAAUGAACAGUCGGUAGAGUGGUGCUUCAGAAACUGUUUGGAACCUACCGAGUAUAAUUAUGCGGGACUGGAAUACGCACACGAAUGUUGGUGUGGGAAUGAAGACUACGACAAACACGGUAAAGAGCCGGAUUCUGAUUGCAUAUAUUUCUGUUCCGGAAACAGCGACCAAAUCUGUGGAGGCGAUUGGCUCUUAUCCGUGUACAGAGAGAAACCGUAG